AUGUUUCUAUUUUUUUCUGCCAUUUUCUUCUUUCCUGUUCUUUCUUUUUCUUCUUUUUCCUUUCUUCUCCUUUUUCUUCUUUUUUCUUUCGUCGUAUUCUUCUUUCUUAUCUUUCUUUUUUCUUCUUCUUUCUCAUUUCUUCUUAUUUUUUUCUUUCUCCAUCUUUUUCUUUCGUCUUUUUUCUACAUUUUCUUUCUUUUGUCUUCUAUUUCUUUCUUCGUAUUCAUCUACUUUUUCAUCUUCUUCUUCCUUCUUUUUUCUCCUUUCUUCUUCGUCUUUUUCUUCAACUUGCUUCUUUUUCUAUUUUUAACUUCUUUUUUUCUUUCUUCGUCUUUUUCUUUCUUUUUCUUAUUCACCUUCUUUCUUCUUCUUACACCUCUUUCUAUUUCUUUUCCUUUCUUUACUUUAUUCAUUUUUCUGCUUCUUGUUUUUCAUGUUUUUCUUUCCUCAUUUUCUUCCUUCUACUUCAUCUUCUCUUCCUUUCUUUUUCUUUCUACCGCUUCUUCAUCUUCUUCUUUCUCCUUUAUCUUUCUUUUCUUUUUCAUCUUCUUUCUUCGGCCUCUUUCUUUUACUUCUUUCUUCAUUUUUUCAGACUUCAUUUUUUCCUUCUUCAUCUUCUUUUAUCUUUCUUCACCUUCAUCUUUCUUCUUCUUUCUUAUGCUUCUUCAUCAUCUUUUUCUUUCCUGUUUCUUAUUUCUUCUGCUUCUUCAUCUUCUUUCUUAUUUUCCUCCUCCUUUUCUUUCUUCUUUUUUCUUUCUUCUUUUUUCUUUCUUCUUCAUUCUCCAUAAUCGUUCUUUUGUUUACUUUCGGCUUUCUUUCCUCAUAUUCCUCAUUCUUCUUUCUUUCUUUCUUUUUCUUUCUUCGUUUUCUUCUCUCUUCUUGUUCUUCUCUUUCCUUCUUAUGCUUCUUCCUCAUCUUUUUCAUUCCUGUUUCUUAUUUCGUCUCCUUCUUCAUUUUCCUCCUUCUUUUCUUCAUUAUUAUUUCAUCUUUUUUUUCAUUUUUCUUUCUUCAUUUCUUCUUUCUUCUUCAUUCUCAAUAUUCUUUCUUCUUUUUCUUAGUUUUGUCUUUCUUUCCUCAUCUUUCUCAUUCUUCUUCUUCUCCUUCUUCUUUCUUUUUCUUUCUUCCUCUACUUCAUCUUCUUUCUUCUUUUGCAUCUUCCUCUUCUUCUUUUUCCACUUUCUUCUUUUUUCUUUCUUCUUUUUCUUUCUUCGUCUUCUUCAUUGUGCUUUUUCAUCUUCUUCAUCCUCGUUCUUUAUCAUUUUUUUUAUUUUUUCAUCUUCUUUCUUCUUCAUCUACAUGUUUCUUUAUUCAUCAUAUUCUUUCUUUUUUCUUCUUUCUUCUUUUCCCUCUUCUUCAUCUCUAUCUAUUGCUCCACCUUCUUCUUUCCUUGUCCUCUUCAUCUUCUUUUUCAUAUUCUUCUAUUUGCCGGAACACUCCAGCAGGCUGAAGAUCAACUCUCUUUAA
Molecule: messenger RNA, 1464 nt
Organism: Acanthosepion pharaonis
Lineage: Eukaryota; Metazoa; Mollusca; Cephalopoda; Sepiida; Sepiidae
Source: the annotation of a GenBank genome assembly